AUGAAUCUCUCCGGCCACCCAAGAGCCUCCUUGCUCUCAGUAAACCCAGUCACCGUGUUGAGCGCGAUUCUACCUACUUUCUUUCCCAUGCCUCGCAACUCUAACUUUGGAAACUACAUACUUGGUCUUUCCAGGUUUUACAGCUGCCAAGGUCUUGAGACCGGAUCUUCGCAUCGCUCGUCCCAUGUCAGUCUAUAUUCUCGCCAACGGUCCAUUUCCAAUGUCUCAUUCUGCUGUCUUUUCGAUCGGUACUUCAAGGGACCCAUAAUACCACGAAUCUUCCUCCUGGGCAUUGACAGACGGCAGGCAUUUUUCGUUGAUUUUCGCAUUCCUUGGAUAAGUUUUGCUGCUCUUUUCCGUUGUUGUCUUCUUACGAUCAGUCCCUCUUUUAAGCCGUCAGCUAUUUGUGAGUCGUGGGCGAUUGUUGUGGUUGGCUCAGUGGCCUUGAACCUCUAUCGUUCUAAUGUGACCAUCAAUUUCGUCACUAUAAGAGAUUUGCUUGAUACUCAUUGCUAUCUGCGAUCAUAUAUCGCUGCACUUCCUACGUAUCGCAGCAUGCAAGUCCUCAAAAUAGCUGGCACGCAAACUGGGCUAUACAUCCACUAUGAUUUUGGGUUCAUAGCCGAAGGAAUUAUGUAUUCAAACGCAGCUUACGUGAAUAGAAUUUGUGAGCAUCAACACGCAUCAAAUUCGUCCAUAUACUUAACCAAGGCUGACAACAUGUCUGAUUUCGCUAAAGGAGGCGCAGGAAAUACAACGGCAGGACAACUGUCGCAGUUAAGGGGUAAUUAUGAAUCAACAUUACCAGAUUGUGCAGUAUGUUUCCACUAG
This is a messenger RNA of Lindgomyces ingoldianus, 831 nucleotides long. RefSeq lists its product as uncharacterized. The coding region runs from base 1 to 831 and encodes 276 amino acids. The transcript has 7 exons. The record is from RefSeq and is a predicted model, not a curated record. NCBI's taxonomy places the organism in Eukaryota, Fungi, Ascomycota, Dothideomycetes, Pleosporales, Lindgomycetaceae.